CGGCUUCCCUUUCGAUCGCUGUUCGGUGGUUCGGUGACAGUGGUGUGGGUGGUUUCGUGCGGUUCGACGUAGUUCUCGCGGCCGGCCAUGGAACCGCGGAGGUUCCGGAUAGCGGAGGCUAGCUGACGGGUCCGUUGACGCCGAUCGGAUGUCCGCGCGGGAGGGUAGGAGGAGGCAGUGCAAGCCGGUGGAUGAAAGUGAAAACGAAACGGACACGGGGGGAUGAACGAACGUGGAGAACGUCCGAUCGUGUCAGACACAGAGCCCAAAAAUACUGCGCGCAUCUUACCCCACGUUAUCUCUCCCAUGGCCCGUAGUAAUGCCGUGACGCGUAUGGGGAGCCGUUUGAUGGAGAAAUAUUGGACGCCACGCACGGCGUGGCCAUAAAACGUUCCGAGAUACGAGAGGGUCCAAGACACGGGGCAUGGCGAUCCUGAACAGGAAGAAUGUUCAUUGACGUUCAGGCGCACGAGAUCCUCACGGCGAAGUGGCGUCUCACUGGCCCGCGGCUGGAUCGCGCACCCAAAGACAAAUGUUCCCUCAAGGGCCACCCUCUUUAGAAUUCCCCGUCCGUGGAGCAAGAAGCUCGUAAAAGACAAAGGGGGUUGGUGGUAGCACAGGGGUGGAGAGAGAGAAGGCGCCGCGCCAGGCAGAGGGGAGGAAGACAGGAAGAGGCGAGGAGGGAAAUAACGGGCGAGAAAGGAAAUAAGAAAGAUGGGAGAGAGCUCACCGGAUCUCAGCCUCCGGCUUCGGCGGGGCAGCUCCGACUCCAGGGAUUCCUUCUACAUGGAUUUUGCUCAGGGCAUCGACUCGGACAUCGAGGAGGUGGCGCGUCCAGGGGACAACUCGGACCCGAUGAUGGAGAAUCAUUUGGAGGAGAAUGGGAACGAGCUGCCUCCUAUAGAGGACAUUACCACGAUCCCGGAGGAAGCCUCGGAGGAGUUGCGGGAGGAGGAGGAAGCCGCGGCGAUGGAGGCCGCGCUGCGAACACCCGAGGGCCCAAUAAUUAACACGGAAGCGGAGAAACCAUCCCCGCCCCAACUCUCCACGCUCGCCCCCCAAGACGACGCCCUUGCGUCGACUUUUAGCGCUCUCUACGGGAAACUGUUGGUCGUAAUGGGAAUCGCUUUUCCCAUGGCCGAAGUAAUAUCCACCUACAUACCGCCGUCGUUCUACGAGGGGUUCUACCUUUACCUCUACUUCGGCAGCAUGAUCUUCCUCGUCUACAUGUACGCCACGUUGCUCCGCGAUGGCAAACCGAAGUCAAAGAAACGAAAGGACGUGUGCGACCUGGACUCGUCGCGUUCGUCGAGCGGCGCCGGUGGCGACAGCGACACCGCGGACACCACGUGCCCCCACGUGACCACCGUCGUCAGACCGGCCCAACACUACGGCAGUUUUUAUCUGAGGAUGGGCGCGGUGGCGUUCGGGAUCGGAUCCAUGAUCUACUCGGGCCUCGAGUUCGGCCAAUACUUCGAGCUCGAGCAGAACACCAAGUGCCACAACAUCAUGCUCGCCCUCACGCCGGCGACCAGGAUGGCGUUCAUCUUCAUACAGAUGUAUUUUAUAUUUCUCAACAACGAGCAAAUGAAAGUUUAUCGUCAUCGGGUGGUCGCGCGAUUCGGACUGAUGCACAUGAUCGGGACGAACCUGUCCGUCUGGCUGAGCGUCCUUGUACAGGAAACGAAACACGAGAUUUUGACGUUCUACAAUCCGGAGAACAACUCGUUAAGGAUCUCCCACAGAUUAGGCGCGAAGAGCAAUCUCGCCGUGCACAACCACUACCACCACGGGGAGCAACACCUGAGGCUUCCAAGGGGGCUUAAAGGGCCGCAUCACAUGUUCGAGUGUCGAAGAACGAACAUAAUGGGAUCGUUGGUCCAGGACGCCAGCCCCUUCCUUUUCCCUUGCACGAUCGAGUACAGCUUGAUCUGCGCAGCGAUCCUCUACGUGAUGUGGAAGAACAUAUCGAAGGCUGCGUUCUCCCAGCCCAAGACGCCGCCCGGAUCCCGCCAUCACGCGCACGCCUACAGGAAAUCGCCCCAUCACUACAGCGUGGACUGCGCCCGGGCCCACAAGGGCCUGUUCGUCGGCAUACUGAUCCUCGUUCUAACGAUCAUCUCCCUGAUCCUGUUCUUCGUGCUGAUCUCGCGUCCGGAAUUGGUCAGCUUCGCCGUGACCGAGGUGAACGUGUGCGAAUUGACCCUGUACGGGAUGUCGACGAUGGCCACGCUGAUAGGCAUGUUCCAGAUGCGCAAGCUCCGCUACGACGGGAACAGGAACCUGGAAUUGGACAAUAUACUGUUGGUCGCCGCCCAGACGGGGAUGUUCAUCUACUCGACGUUCACGAUCAUCGGCGCCCAAUUCACCCUCGCCAAGCACACGGUGCUCGUGCUGGUCACGGCGUUGGCCAGCGUGGUUCAGACCACGUUCCAGACGAUAUUCAUCCUCGACGCGUCGAGGCGGUCCGUGGCCACCGCGAAGCAGAUCAGACGGAAGCCGGGAAGAGAGAUCGUCACGUUCCUCCUCGUCACGAAUCUGGCCAUGUGGGCGAUCAACACGUUGGAGAAGUCGAGGGCCGAGUCGCAUCCCGUCCAGCUGCACUUCUACGGCCUUUGGGCGUGGACCAUCAUCACCCACGUCUCGAUGCCGUUGGCGAUAUUCUACAGGUUCCACAGCACCGUGUGCCUGUGCGAGGUCUGGAAAAGAGCGUACAAGGUGAAGCCUACCUACAUGUGACGUAAGGGGUCCCGUGAGGUCGUGUGCAACACCGCGGCUCCUCAACGACCGAAAACCCUGCCGGCCAGGCUCCACGCCAUCGCGGAAAA
This is a messenger RNA of Apis florea (little honeybee), 2828 nucleotides long. RefSeq names its product proton channel OtopLc. Gene Ontology annotation, cellular component: membrane. The record is from RefSeq and is a predicted model, not a curated record. Gene Ontology annotation, molecular function: proton channel activity. Gene Ontology annotation, biological process: proton transmembrane transport. NCBI's taxonomy places the organism in Eukaryota, Metazoa, Arthropoda, Insecta, Hymenoptera, Apidae.